Molecule: messenger RNA, 690 nt
Organism: Paraglomus occultum
Lineage: Eukaryota; Fungi; Glomeromycota; Glomeromycetes; Paraglomerales; Paraglomeraceae
Source: the annotation of a GenBank genome assembly
AUGCCCAAGAAAAGCCAGAGGAAAAAGCGGCAACAGCAGUUGGAUUUUAAAAAACCCAAACUAAAAGUUGGUAAAAAAAAGACAUUGCCUUCAAACCACACUAAUAUAUCAUUCAAAUCGAAAGCAAUCAUACUUCCCAAUCAAAGCAUAACUGAAGAUAAAUCGCAUGAAUUGACCAAUUCAAGAAAUUUGACUCUUAAUGACCUUGUUACGCAACUAAGACAUUACAGUGCGAAUGUUAGAAAAGAUGCUCUACUCGGCCUGAAAGAUUUAUUCAAUCGAUAUCCCCAAAUUUUACCGGCAUCUUUAUCUUUGGUUAUUAAUACAAUAGUUAGGCUCUUGGUAGAUGAGGAUGCGACAUUACGAAGAAUUUUGUUAUCGUUUAUGAACGAAUUUAUACCAAUUCUGAGCGAGAAUGAUUUUCGCCCAUAUCUACCACUUUUGAUUAUUUAUACCUGUUCAGCAAUGACCCACAUUCACGAAGAUAUAAGAACAGAUGCGAUUAAAUUUAUGGAUAUUUGGCUAAACCUUGCCCCCGAUGUGGUUACUAUUGGGUUUUGGAAAAAGAUACUUCCAAAUUAUGUUAGCCUGCUUGGCUCUGAUAUGAGCUUAGGACAAACGGGAAUGCCAGGCGUCGGAACAUCCUCUCUCACGUUUCUUAACCCUCGAAGUCAAAUAGUAUCGCAAGAG